AUGGGUGAGAGGGCCGUCAAGAGCGAAAGAUGGGUUUCUGGAGAAGGCGGAAUGAUUUCAGCGGAAUUAUUUCAGCAUAGGCGAGGUGCGGAGGUGGGUCGUUUUGGCACAGAGGAUUCAGGAUUCCUUGCAGAGAAGGCAAUAUCGUCAGUCCUCGUUCGAGUCCAAAUGGAACUGAAGGCAAGAGAACAAUGCCAUGUCCAGCGCUGCAGUUGGUUCACGAUUCAAGUCGCCGUACUAACGGCGCCUAUGCCGCUUUCAAGAGACCGCAAUUCUAACCGAACUAGAUGCCGAAGCUUCCAGUGGAACAGCAACUACUGUGGAGAGACGGCGGUUGCGGGGUUUGCUUCUCCACCAUCACCCCACGCUUGCAGGAUGUCUUUGGACGCAUCUCGAGAAUACAGCGAGUUGGAGUUGCUCACAUCUCUCAGACGACUCGCUCUGGCAGCACCCGAUGCGCCCUUCGUCUACCUUCAGGAGCCCCAAACGCGCAGUCCAGGCGAGUCGAGCGACUUUGUAAAAGUGACGUACGGUCAGGCCAAUCGCAUCGUCGAUCACCUCGCUCUCAGAUGGCAGCAGCGUCUAUCGGAGCAGCAUGGUGUUGAUUGGGAUAACGAGCAGAUCCCUGUGACGAUUACGUUGCUCAGUUUGCCCACGCAGCAUACCUUUUUCCAUCUCUUUGCGCUGUGGGCGAUUGGAGUCACCGUUCAGUACGUCAACCAUGAACUAGGUCGAGACACACUCGAAGCGUUGAUACAUGGCGCCCGCUCUGAUCUCGUUGUCCAUGCCGGCUUGGACAACAAGGUCAAAGCCUGGCUAGAGAGUAUCUCUUCUACACACCACAUCCCUCUCCUCGAGCUCAGUGCGCAAGAGACCGCCUUGCACCUCGCUCGUCUCGCCAUCGACAACCAGCAAUUUCAACUUGCCCAGCCAAGUAGGCCAGCAUUCGGUCUGUAUACGCGCAUUCCGGACCCAUCCAUCGUCUCGCACUCGUCUGCAUCCACAGGCGAGCCCAAGCUGAUUGCCUAUAGUACACGUUAUUGGUGUUACGACAUUGCUCGCCAUGCCACGGAGGUACUCGCGCAAGAUCAAAAGCAGGCGACCGCUCUUCGACCACGUCUACUGCUUGCAAGGCCCUUCUACAACACUUAUGUCGGGUUCAUCGUCCUUCACCUCAUAUCCGCACGCCCACUUGCACUGAUGAACCCGAUCGAUGGGCUGACACCUUCUGUGACAGAAGUGCUCGUAGCAUUGCAGCAAUCCAAAGCAGCCGAGGUGGCCACCAACGUCGAGCAAGCUCGUCAGAUGAUUCUCCAAGCGCGAGCUAAUCCCGACAAGGGCUGGCUUGACACCCUGCGCGCCUUGGAUCAAUUUGCCAUCAGCGGCUCUGGUGUUGAUGUGCACCUGUCCUCGCUGGUAGAGCAGUACUCGAUUCUAGCGCUCAACAUCUUUGGCGUCUCUGAGGUCGGAGGGCUGCUCGUAGGCCCAGGUCCGCCCGUCGCACCUCUGCACGUUCUGUUUGCCAACCCAACGCAGCAUCAUCAUCUUUUCCUGCCGCUCGACGAGCAUCACGUGCAGUUGUGGUCUCUUGCCUCGGCUUGGCCUCGUCUUGUACAUGCUCUCGAGUACGAGCCACGCCUCAAGCCAGGUCAAUCGCUGCCGAGCGUCGUCCGUGCGCAGCCUUACCCAGGGCCAGGGCCGCAUCACGGGGAGCCUGCGGUGAAUUGGGCGGAUUCGUUCCGUGUGACUGCUCCUCGGACGCCAGCCCAUGGCAAGCCGGCGGCUCAAGGCUAUGUGCACGUAGGCCGAGAUGCCGACAUACUGCGUCACUCAAAUACGGCUCGAACCAAUGCGAUCCAAGUCGAGGCUUAUCUCUUACAGCACCUGCGCCAGCGCCUCGGCUUCGACAAAGUGACUGACGUACAGCUGUUUGGUACCAACAUGCCCGGAACCGCGGCUGUUAUCCAGCUUGAACGCUCUGCAUCAGAUAAGGACAACAGCACAGACCGGAUCGACCAGGACAUACUGGGCGCCAUUGAGGAGACGGCAGAUCAGCUUUCUCUCCCUACUUAUUCGUACCCUAAGUCGCUCGCCUUUGUCAAAGUGAUUGUAGACACGGCAGACGCCCCGCUGACGUUGCUCACCACUCACAAAGGCAACUUGCGAAGGAACCUCAACGCACGCAACUUUUCCUCUUGGCUCGAGGCGUUGCCGUGGCAUACGCAAGAUUCCAACGCAACCGUCAUAUGA
Messenger RNA from Mycosarcoma maydis (corn smut), 2250 nucleotides. RefSeq lists its product as uncharacterized. The record is from RefSeq and is a predicted model, not a curated record. NCBI's taxonomy places the organism in Eukaryota, Fungi, Basidiomycota, Ustilaginomycetes, Ustilaginales. Bases 1 to 2250 code for a protein of 749 amino acids. The transcript is spliced from 2 exons. Gene Ontology annotation, biological process: fatty acid metabolic process. Gene Ontology annotation, molecular function: medium-chain fatty acid-CoA ligase activity.